AUGAGCCGCUCCAUAGAGCAGGCGCUGCUCCAGCUCAUGCCGACCCACGCCACCGACCUGCCGCCCCCCCUCGUCGAACUCGCCAGCGCCCUCCUCGCCCAGUCCCGCCACAGAGCCAGCACCCUCAAGGCCGAGGAGGAGGUCGCCCGCCUCCACGCCUGCUGCCACAUCGCCUGCGACCGCCUCAAGAUCACCCUCGACCUGCCGCCCAUCCACUCGCGCCCGCCCAUCCCGCCGCGCAUCUACCAGCGCCUCUACGCCCACCUCGACAACAUCCUGCCGCACAACGUCACGGCCCGCACGCCAGCCAAGAACAGGCACGCCACGCCGCGCCCACGCCACGCCCACGCCGACACGACGACGACGACGACGGCCUCGGGCCGCCCGCUGCCGUCGAGGACGACGCCCAGCAAAGAGACGACCCUCGCGCCCUUCCGCGCCGCCGCCGCCGCCACCCCUACCAAAUCCACAGGCAGGGCCGUCCCGCCCGUCGACACGGCGGCCCUGCACCCGUGGAUCCGCCCGACGAUCCGCUUCCUCUGCCGCGCCUCGGGCCACCCCCGCCUCGCGCCGACGCUGCUCGCCGGCAUGGAGCGCGCCGUCGCGCCGGGCGGCCGCCGCACGCGCGACCCCUGGGUCCUCGCCAACCUGACGGGCCUCGUCGCCGCCUUUUACUUCUUCGUCGUCCAGCAGCUGCGCGUGCUGCGCACCGGCGAGCCCAUCACCGAGGCGAACUACCUGCCCGUGCGCGCCGAGGUCCUGGCCCUGCUGACGCGGGCGCGGCAGGAGCUCGUCGUCGGCGGCGGCCGGGGCCUCGACGAGGACGACGACGCCUGGGCCGGCUGGCAGGCGCUGCGGCGGCGCGACUUUAUCGCCGUCACGGACGAGGUCACGCGCCGGGCAUUUUUGCAGGAGGAUUGGUACGUCGGCAUCCGCGACCUCUAUGCCAGCGGCGCCUUCGACGAGGCGCAGGCAGACGACGCCGACACGCACGAGGCCGGCGGCGAGGAAGACGCCGCGCGGCUCACGAAGAUGACGAUACGCCGCGCCGACACCAUGUUCCAGGACAGGUACGAGUACCUCAGCGAGGGCAGACGCCUCGACUACCGCCUGUGGAAGGAGGGCGUCCUGCAACGGAUCGAGCGGGCGGAGGGCACGGCACAGGAUGGCAUGGACGUAGACUGA
Verticillium nonalfalfae is the source of this 1185-nucleotide messenger RNA. RefSeq lists its product as uncharacterized. Lineage: Eukaryota; Fungi; Ascomycota; Sordariomycetes; Glomerellales; Plectosphaerellaceae. The record is from RefSeq and is a predicted model, not a curated record. Gene Ontology annotation, biological process: DNA replication. The transcript has a single exon. Gene Ontology annotation, cellular component: nuclear origin of replication recognition complex. Gene Ontology annotation, molecular function: DNA binding. Bases 1 to 1185 code for a protein of 394 amino acids.